CCGAAUUAACUGAUUAGGGUAGAGCUAUAGUUUAAGUCCAGAAUGGCAUGGGUUGACAAUAUUCAGCAACUCCUUGCAACCCUAUCCUGUAUCCUAGGGAUCGUGUUUACAGUUCUCCUGGUUAUCCUGGAGAUAAGAUCCAGGAUCCGUAUCUCUUAUCAACAUUCAACCAGGGAUUUUCUAGUUUUCUACAUGGUCUUCCUGGAUUUUCUAAAAAUAAUUUUUCAGGGUUUUCCUAUUGUACUGAACCACCAUAUUGAAUCAUGGGUGCUUGGUGCCACUAGCUGUUAUGUUGUCGUCUUCUUUGUCGAGAUUUUGCCUCCGCAGAGCUGUUUCAGUCUUUGCCUACUGUGUGUGUGUGAAUUAAGAGAAGUAUCUCGUCGUAGUAUCCUAGUUCUACUCUGUACUAUUCUUCUAACCCAGAUACUUUACUCAAUACCAAUCCUAAAACAAGCUGAGCAUAAGGACUUCUAUGGCACUCUCCACUGCUUUAUCAAUGAGGAAUGGAGUAAAGAAAUGUCAUAUACCUCGUAUAUACUUGUUUAUGGAAUUAUAUUUCUCCUUCUUCCGACCAUCUUAUUCUCUGUGUUAACCUGCAUUAAUAUAAGGAGAGGAAAGAAAGACCUGUUCCUGAAUAUAGUUGUUUUAAGCUUUCUUCUCGCAAUCAUUCCUCGUCUUGUCGUUGAACUUAUCUGGGUAUUUGAUAAAGAUCUAGCUGGGUUCCAUCAGCUCUGGAUACCUGUUCACUAUUUAUCCAUUUAUAGACUCUGCACUAUUCCUCCUCUUCUCCUUCUUAACCCUUCUGUUCUAGCCAGGUAUAAGGGUCUCCUAGGAAGAGAAGGGUUCAGGUACAGAUAUUGUACAGAAAACCAGACCCUGGUCCCUCUACCCUCGGAGCUAAACCCUGAACCUGAACCUAAACCUGUCCUGGAGCAGGAUUGUGGUAACCAGGAGGAAUCUGAACCUGUUCAAGUGUUGAAAACUGAACCCCGACCGUCAGAUCAGCUUAUCUCCAUUGAUCAAUGAAAACUUUUCUGGUUCAAAUAUUUUGUGAUGAUCAAUAUCAAAUUAAAUCAUAACUAAAUAAAACUCCAUCUUCAACACUUAA
Molecule: messenger RNA, 1108 nt
Organism: Eurytemora carolleeae
Lineage: Eukaryota; Metazoa; Arthropoda; Copepoda; Calanoida; Temoridae
Exons: 8
Coding region: 43-1026 (327 amino acids)
Source: RefSeq, a predicted model, not a curated record